Plasmodium inui San Antonio 1 is the source of this 1074-nucleotide messenger RNA. RefSeq lists its product as hypothetical. The record is from RefSeq and is a predicted model, not a curated record. Bases 1 to 1074 code for a protein of 357 amino acids. Lineage: Eukaryota; Apicomplexa; Aconoidasida; Haemosporida; Plasmodiidae. The transcript has a single exon.
AUGGCCAAUCUAAAAAAUAUCCUAAUUCGCUCGUGCGUCGUAGCACUGACGCUGUUGACGGAGGAGGUGACAAAUAAACUGGGGCUCCCACUCAUCCUCUUUUCCAACGCCCAGGGAAUAGCGGCAAAUGAUUGGUUUAAUGACUGGAAGAAUGACAUGCUGGGAGAAUGGGAGAAGGAUUUCCUCAGCGAAAUUGAAAAGGACUGGCCGCGAGGAUGGAAGAAGGAUGUCUUAAACAGCUUUCAUAACAGUUUUCAAAAUAUCUUCCAAAAUAGCUUCCAAAAUAACUUCCAAAAUAACUUCCAAAACAGCUUCCAAAAAAGCUGGUUAGGAGGAAUAAAGAACGACAUGCUAAGCGACUCCAUCAAUGUCAUCCUCGCACAUGCAUCGAAGAAAAACAGACAGAUUAUUAAUGAGCACAUCAACGAAUUGCUAAGUGGAAGAUAUAAUGAAGUGAACCCAAAAAGUCUGUUACAUCGAAUUUCAAAUAUCAUCAAAAAUGGAAAAGCAGAAAGCUUAUGUGACGACAACAAGUCUUUUAUCAUCAUAGGUAUGCCUCAUUUGAUUUUCGGUUCCGAUUUAUUGAAUGAUUUAAAAAUAGAGACAAUUAAUUUUUUAAUCCGAAAUAUAACCAAGAAUUUGGAUAGCUGCAAUUUACAAGUGCAAGGAUCUGACGAGCCGGACAUCACUGACGGGUGCCAAUCGGAGAUGGACAAAGAGAUCAUUUUUGAUAAAGAGAAACCGGAUGGUGUAGUACAUUCCAACGGGUUAUACCUCUCCCCGAGCAAUAAAUUUUUUAGCAGUCUUUUACAGUGCUCCGUUGAUAGCCUAGGCUCAGGGGAGAGAACCAUGAUCUGCGUGCAGGAACAGCUAGCCAAACGGGACUUAAAACUUUCCGAUACUUGUUCUGCUUGCUUUAAACAAUCCGUCGAUUGUGGAAAGUCCAACUGCUGGCUCCCCUGCCUAUUCGGCAAUCCCUGCACGCAGAGAUGCUACAACUGCGCCACGAGCAGCUGCAACCAGGAUCUCAUUCGAUGCAGUGGUUUGCAGAACCUCCCCGGCGCCUGCUCAUGA